UUUCCCAAUUAGUAAGUGUUAUUAUUACUUGGUAUUAAUGAAAUAUACUCACAUUGUAUAUGGUGUAUUUUGUUAGUUUUGAUGUGAUGGAACCAACAGGAGAUUCUAAUAGUAGGUCACGGGACAUUGCUUCAUGGCCUAGUGCCGUUUCUCAUUACAUGUUGGAGUGUAUAUUGAAGCAGUACAAGAGUGGUAAGAGUGGAGAUAAUGGACUGAAAAAAGAACAGUUCAUUGAAAUUGCCAACCAACUGAAAGAGAAAUUAUUUACUAGUUAUGACUGUGAACAAGUGAGAAACCACUUCCGGAUUUGGAAGCAAAGGCUUAGAGCAUUGGGUGACCUACAGAAGCAAAGUGGAUUGGGUUGGAAUGCAUCUGAUAUGAGAUUUGAUGCUCCUCGACACUUCUGGAAUGAAUAUAGGAAAAAAGAACAAAAGUAUUGGAAGGAACAUAGUGUGCUCCCAAUUUACCUUGAAGUUGGAGCUUUGCUAAGGAAGAGAUGGCAAUUGGGAAUGAUUCAACAGUCCCCUCUGAAGUUAUGAUGGACGUGACAGGUACUCAAGUUAAGGGAAUAGGGAGCAAUGAUGGU
This is a messenger RNA of Macadamia integrifolia, 586 nucleotides long. RefSeq lists its product as uncharacterized. Lineage: Eukaryota; Viridiplantae; Streptophyta; Magnoliopsida; Proteales; Proteaceae. The record is from RefSeq and is a predicted model, not a curated record. The coding region runs from base 60 to 539 and encodes 159 amino acids. The transcript is spliced from 2 exons.